AGGAAGGGAGGGGGGUGGGAAAAGUUUGAGAAGGGGAGAGAGAGAGGGAGAAAGAGAAGGAGCCAGCCUCAUUCAGAGAUAGGAGUCCCAAUGAGUGAGUGUGAGCUGAGAGUGGAGAAAGAGCUGUAAACAUCUCAGCCUGGAGGCUGGACGGGAGGAGGGAUUUCUCUGACUUUGUGCCUUUUUCAAACUUUUUGUGUCCCUGGAGCUGUGUCUUUCUCUGUGUGUGUAUAUGCGGGAGGUACAGGCAGGGGCUAUGCAAAGUGAGAGAAGUCGGUGGCAGGGGUAGGGGUGUACAAACUGUGGAAGAGAGAGAGGGGGGGGGGGGGGAGGCAAACUACUCGGAAGGAAAGGAACCAUGCAAGUGGAUGCUGUCUUCUGCUGGGUCAGGUUACGCAAAAUGAGAAACUACUCCAAGAGCACUUCAUCAGGGCUCACCCAGCUCAGAAAGGAUGCCAGCUGCUAGCACCAUGACCGGUGGGAGGGCCCUGCUGCUCUGUACAAACACUGACAACUGUAUCUACCAAUCAGUCAACGGGCUCCAGUGUUGUGGCUUGAAGCUCGGGGAGGCUCCGUCAUCUGCGGUGCCCCAGCGCCAGGAGGUGUGCGGGUCACCAGGGGACAGAGACAGGAGGGAUACUUCUGUGUCCACCAAGCGUCCCCUCUCCCCUCUACUCAGCCUGAGCGACAGCCCGGGUCCUCCUGACACCAUGCUGGCUCACAGGAGAGCCACCACCACCGACCCGCGGAAUCCCAACAUGGAGAAUGGGCUGUGUGGCAAGCUGAACAACAAGAGCCCAGCGGCAGUCAAGACUGCCAGCAUCCGUGAUAAGAUCUCACAAUGGGAGGGCAAAAAGGAGCCUGCCCCGCUAACCCCUACAGGGACAUGUCCUCUCAGCACGACACAGAAGGAAGUUGAGACUGUGAGGAAAAAGGAAUCUAAAGCGUCAGAGGUCCAAAGGACAGAUAGCAAGAGGUUUGUCGGCUGGGACAGACAAGACUCAGGGAAGGAGAAUGUUGGAAAGCUGGGCGAUUCGAGGCCUAAAUCUCCGGAAGGCCCAGCCAACAAGGACAGAGAGGUGAUCCUAGAGAGGGGAUUUCGGGCUUCCAAGCCAACAGAACAACCCCAAGACAAGAAAAGUGUUUUAACUCACGUUAAGAAACUGGAGAAGGCAACAAAGGAGGUUCCUGACAGACCUUCUCUGGCAUUUCCAGGGAAUUACUUCUGCCCUCCUUCAAAGGAGGAGCUGGAGGAAACAGAAAAGAGAGCCAACGAGCCCAUUUUUGGGACUUUUGACGUUGUUCGGCCUGGCGGGUCGCGGAGGAGGAGGGAGGGGGAUCCAGAGAACGUUUACAGUGAGCCAGGUGCUCCGUCUAUAAACCCUCUACCUAAACCUCAGAGAACCUUCCAGCAUCACACCCCUCCCACUACCCCAGCCUCAGGGCCUGGCUCGGGGAAGGGAAGGAGGAACUUGCCCCCUUUGCCCUCCAUUCCUCCUCCACCUUUACCCACGUGCCCACCACCUGGAGUUUGCAGGAGACCCUGGGCUGACAAACCCCGGGACAGUAGUAACAGGAAGUCCUACGAAUUUGAGGAUCUGCUCCAGUCGUCUACAGAAAGCUGCAGGGUGGACUGGUACGCUCAGUCCAGACUGGGCCUAACACGCACUUUAUCAGAAGAGAAUGUCUACGAGGACAUCAUAGAUCCUCCUCUAUCCAAGGAGAACCCGUAUGAAGAUAUAGAGCUGGAGAGAAGUUUUUUGGGAAGCAAAUGUGUUUCACCUGCCUCCUCAUCUCCUGUCCCUGACACACCAACUAAGCUCACCACCAAGCCCGGCUUCUUCAGACAAAAUUCAGAACGGCGAAGCUUCAAGCUCCUGGAGCUACGCAAGACCAGCAGGGACACUGGCAUCUCCUCUCCCUCCCGUAUCAGCCCCCCCUCCACGCCCAGCAGCCCCGACGACACGCCCUGCCUCUCGGGAGACCCGUACAAUCGCAGACGGAGGAAAAUCCCCAAGAUGGUGCUGAAAAUCAAUGGCAUCUUCGAGGCGCGGAGAGGGAAGAAACGAAUGAAGAGGGUGUCUCAGUCCACAGAGUCCAGCUCAGGGAGAGUGACAGAUGAGAACAGCGAGUCGGAAAGUGACACGGAGGAGAAACUAAAAGCUCACAGCCAGCGGCUGGUGUCGGUCCAGUCCAUGCUGAGGCAGACGGGGCGGUACCGGACCUUGGAGAGGGAUCUGAUGGACUUGCAGGAGAGGAAACUCUUUGAGUAUUUCAUAGUUGUUGCGCUCCACAAGACCAAGGCUGGAGUCCCGUACCUGCCAGAAGUCACUCAGCAGUUCCCUCUCAAGCUUGAGAGGAGCUUUAAGUUCAUGCGGGAGGCUGAGGACCAGCUGAAGGUCAUCCCUCAGUUCUGUUUCCCUGACGCCAAAGACUGGGCGCCUGUCGACAACUUCCCCAGUGAGACGUUCUCAUUUGUCCUUACUGGUGAGGAUGGAAGCAGGCGGUUUGGGUACUGUCGGCGAUUACUGCCCAGCGGUAAAGGCCGACGGCUCCCUGAGGUCUACUGCAUCGUCAGCCGCCUGGGCUGCUUCGACCUCUUCUCCAAGAUCCUGGAUGAAGUGGAGAAGAGGAGGGCUAUCUCUCCUGCUCUGGUGCAGCCUUUUAUGAGAGGCAUAAUGGAAGCUCCCUUCCCGGCUCCAGGAAGGACCAUCACUGUCAAAAACUUCCUACCUGGCUCUGGUACAGAGGUGAUAGAGCUGUGUAGGCCGUCAGAUUCUCGUCUGGAACAUGUGGACUUUGAAUGUCUCUUUUCCUCCUUGAGUCUACGUCUGCUACUCCGAGUGUUUGCCUCUCUACUCCUGGAGCGCAGGGUCAUCUUCACCGCCGACAAACUCAGCACAUUGUCUCAGUGUUGUCAUGCAGUAGUGGCUCUCCUCUACCCCUUCACCUGGCAGCAUACGUACAUCCCCGUGCUCCCGCCCUCCAUGUUGGAUAUCGUGUGCACCCCCACCCCCUUUAUAGUCGGCCUCCUCUCCAGCUCUCUGCCUCGGCUCAAAGAGCUGCCCAUAGAAGAGGUCCUGGUGGUCGACCUCGGCAACAGUCGCUUCCUACGACAGCUGGAUGAUGAGGACUCCAUCCUUCCACACAAGCUGCAGGCAGCUCUGGAGCAUGUGCUGGACAAGAGGAGGGAGCUGGCCAGUGAGAAAGGAGAUCUGCCUAAUGACUCCAGCUCCCUCAGCGCGGUGGUGUCGGAGGCCUUUGUGCGUUUCUUCGUGGAGAUGGUGGGUCACUACUCGCUCUUCAUAGGUGGGUCAUCAGAGAGGGAGGACGAGUCCAUCUCCUCCCCCACCUCGCCCAGCCCCUCUUCUUCCCCGUCCUCGUCCUUUCAACGCGAAGCCUUUCGCAAAGCGGUCACGUCCAAGAGCUUGAGGAGGUUCCUGGAGGUGUUCAUGGAGACCCAGAUGUUCACCGGCUUCAUCCAGGAGAGGGAGCUGCGCAGGCAGGGCCUCCGAGGUUUGUUUGAGGUGAGAGCUCAGGAGUAUCUGGACUCGCUGCCGGGGAGCGAGCAACGAGGAGUCAACAAGUUCCUCAAGGGUCUAGGAAACAAGAUGAAAUUCCUUUCCAAGAAAUGAUGCUGCCUUGGAGUCAGGAUGUCAGGUGUGAAAGUAGGAAAAAGCAUGAAGAGGCGUGCCGUAAUAAAGAAGAAGAAGAAGAAGAAGAAGAGGACACGCUCCGUGGACGUGGAGAACGUAGAGAUGGAGAUGUGUCUUUAGGUCGGAACAAAGGAAGAACCCUUGAAGUGAUCAGGACUCAUGAGGGAAUCUGGAGAAAGUCAUUCCAUUAGUGUUGUGAAGGGUUCACUCAGCUUGGACCAAAACUCCCCUCCGACACGAUAAAGCGACGUCUAACGGCGUCUCGUCAGACUCCUGCCUGGGUUUUUAAUGUCUCACAGAUUACAGUGGAUCCCUGCAGUGUGUUACUGUACAGCUCAGCUCAGUGUAAAUGUUUUUAGGAACAGUGUUCUCUCCCUCCUUCGGUCUCCGACCUCACCUAUAAACCUGUAAGAGGGAGCGUCACUGAACGUCCCAUUUUGUACAAUACCUUCCUAUACAUUCCAAGUACUUUCUAUAGAAGCUUUUAAUAAAUACAAUAGUACAACUUCUUCAUCAACAGGAGGCUUUUAAGUUAAUUUAUAUUCUUUUUAGAUAAUCUCUUUUUUUUUUUUUAAUUUUUCCUUCAGAUGAGUGCAAAGAAAUCUCCUGUAGUUUGUAUUUAACAGAGUCUAGUCCAGACUGUUUGUAGACCACUUUGGGUUGUUGGGUAAAUGUACCACUGUUUUAAGUAAAAAGGAAUGAGCACCAAAAAGGUAGGAAAUCAAUGUGAAUACAUCUCUCACUUGGAUGGACUCGACGUUGAAGGAAGAUGUGUAUCUUUAGGCCAAUCAGUAUCAAUGUGUUGUAGGUUUUUGCCUUAAACUUGAUUGAGAAUGAAACUUUUUAAAUAAAGUGAUUUGAACAAAUA
Molecule: messenger RNA, 4524 nt
Organism: Sebastes umbrosus (honeycomb rockfish)
Lineage: Eukaryota; Metazoa; Chordata; Actinopteri; Perciformes; Sebastidae
Product: DENN domain-containing protein 2A
Exons: 20
Coding region: 453-3635 (1060 amino acids)
Biological process (GO): retrograde transport, endosome to Golgi
Cellular component (GO): actin cytoskeleton
Source: RefSeq, a predicted model, not a curated record